AUGUCCACACUACCUUCCACCUUCUCAUCGUCACCUUUCCCUGUACCACCACGUUCACCCCUAACGUCUCGUCCUCGACCUACACUCGACACUGCUUUGGAAAUCAUUGACCAGCCCGUCAAGGUCACGCGGUCUCCGGAAUCCGUCUCGUCGAGUCCCAUUGAUUCCGAGAUGCCUCCUUCGGCUUCACCUCGAAAAUCCCAUUCAUCCCCUUCGCAACACCUUCCACCAUUCUUGACCAUGAAGCGAUCAAAUCCAAAGCGGCUCUCACUCUCGCUCUUCGUCCCUCCCACUACAUCCCCCGUAUCUUCCCUCGGUGACAUGUCUGUCCAUUCUACCGAAACCACGCCUUUCACGCCAGGCCCACCAAAAACACCGGCACUUGCCAUGUCCACCAUGACCCUAGGUCGAGCGACCAAGUCAUCAAAGUCUGGUCGACCGUCAUUGCUUAGCUUGAUCACACGUGAAGAAUUGGCGGGUAGCGAUAACCUGCCAACCCCUGGUGGUGUCAGACCUCUUGUAUCGAGACCAAAGAGGACACGAGCGCAGAGCGAUACGACGGGCAACGUGAUCCCCACGCCUGCUGGAUUCAGAUCUGCUCAACCCACACUCCUCUCCUUCCCCGUCAUCAAUGAGUUGGACUCUGGCUCACUUACCGAUGCCACGGCCUACUUUACAUCCACCGACCAAUCCUCAUCUCCAGGUUCAUCAUCCUUGUCCUCGCUUGGCUGUUCAUCCUCCACUGCCUCGUCCUCUUCCUCCCCACCCCUGUGUCUCGACUCUUUCGCACCGAUCGACAGGUUUCCUAUGCGAUCAAACGAGCCUUAUGCCGAUGGUCCGGUUGAAAUCCUCCCUGGCAUCUUUCUCGGUUCUGAAGAAUCGACAUAUGACCUUUCUUGGGCCAGACAUAGUCGUCGAGUCAGAAUUUUGAAUGUCGCUUUGGAGAUAGACGAUCCCUUUGUCGGAUCACACAGUCUCAAGGGAAAGGAGAAGCAAGGUGACAAGUGGCGUCUCGCUUCCUAUAAUCGGGAGGACGGUCUUGACAUUGAUUAUUGUCACCUGUCCUGGUCGCAUGGAGAAGAAAGACUGGCAGAAAUGCCUGCAUGCGCCAUGCUUGACGACUUGUUGAGGGAUGACGCUGAGGAGCAUGACAUCGCCUCUUGGACUUUUUGGCACGCCAUUCGAUGGAUUGAAUCCGCUCGAAGGAAUGAUAUCCCUGUCCUGAUACACUGUCAAUGUGGCGUAUCUCGAUCUGCAACGCUCACCAUCGCCUACCUCAUGACGCUCGCCGCUGCUGGGCUACUACCACAAUCGCUCGGACACCUCAAAUGUAUGCAAGAUGUAUACGAUAUGGUCAAGACCAAAUCACCUUCCAUAGGACCUAAUGUCCAACUUGUAUUCCAGCUCGUCGAGUAUGGACGUAACCUCACCACUCUCCUAUCAGCGCACUAUGCACAGAGCGACCCGCGCCCCAUCGCUACCUCGUUCCCGACAGCCGAAGACGUCGCCAUGUCUGAAGCUGAAUGGGCUAGAAAACGGAGAGAAUUUGAAGAUUCCGAGUCGGAAGAACGCUCGGUCGUCGAAGCGCACUCCCCAAACGCCGUCGCUAUGAACGAUGCUCGCACUGCCAACUGGUGUUGCGUCUUGGGAAGUCCUAUGAGCUCUGAAGAAGCUGGAGAUGAAGCUAGACGAUGGGAUGAUGCAAUGGUUCAGAGACGGCUGGCGAGAUCAGAAGCAUGUCUCCUUGGAGCUUGA
Molecule: messenger RNA, 1755 nt
Organism: Kockovaella imperatae
Lineage: Eukaryota; Fungi; Basidiomycota; Tremellomycetes; Tremellales; Cuniculitremaceae
Product: protein-tyrosine phosphatase-like protein
Exons: 3
Coding region: 1-1755 (584 amino acids)
Biological process (GO): protein dephosphorylation; negative regulation of MAPK cascade
Cellular component (GO): cytoplasm
Molecular function (GO): MAP kinase tyrosine/serine/threonine phosphatase activity; protein tyrosine/threonine phosphatase activity
Source: RefSeq, a predicted model, not a curated record